CCCUCUUUCACAAAAUUAUUAUUAUCAUCGUCAUCUUCAUUGUCUUUGCCAAAAAUUGCAAGCUCCCAAAUGAAUAAUCAAAACUUGCUCUUCUUCCCCCAAUUCAUAAACCUCUAUGUUCUCAUUGUCUUUCUCUUGUCAGAAACCUCAUUUGCUGUGGACUCUCACUACCAAAACUGCAGUGUGCCCAAGACUUGUGGCAGCCAAAAGAUAAGCUUUCCGUUUUACAUCCUAGGACAGCAAGAAGCCUACUGCGGCUUUCCCGGGUUUCAACUCAACUGCAGUAGUAAUGAAGAAGAUGGAUACCCUACUCUCCAAUUGGCUGGAAAUGAGUACUUAGUCCACAAUAUUAGUUACCAAAACCAAACUCUUCUCGUCUCAAACGCUGCUCUUUCAAACUCAAACAAAGCUGUUUGUAUUCCAUUAGUCCAAAACUUAACUUUUCCUACUGAUCAGUAUGACCUUGUUCCGAAACAAAAAGAAAUCGUUUUGCUGUAUAACUGCAGCUCUGCUUUGGUAGAUGAGUCAUUUUCGGAGUACAAAAUCGGUAGCUGUGAUCCAACGCUGACCAGUAGGACUUCAGUUCUGGCGCUGCCUGGGGAUAAACACCAACUGUUUGCAAAUGUGUCUGACAAGUGUGGAAGAGAAGUGGUGGUAACUCCGGUUGAAGAUUAUGGCACUAAUAUUGAGUUGGGUAUUGAAGAGGUAUUGAGCAGAGGGUUUAUGCUCAAAUGGUUUGCAAGCAACUGCAGCCGCUGCGAGGACAGUGGAGGCAAGUGUGGCUUCAGUUCCGAGACGUAUCAUUUCAGCUGUUUCUGCCCAGAUAGGCCUCAUGCUGUCAGCUGUAGACCUAAAGGAUAUGAGAAAUUGAUACUGAAGCUCAUAAUAGGUGCGGUGGCUGGUUCUCUGGCUGCAGUGAUUAUCUUUUGUUGCUUCCUUUGGAAGAAGAAAAACCAGAGUCGUCAAAUGCUGGAGGCCUUUCUAAGGAACUACGGGCCAUUUCAAGUUAAAAGAUUCAGUUAUUCGGAUGUCAAAAAAAUGACCAACUCAUUCAAGGAAAAGUUGGGGCAAGGGGGCUAUGGUGAUGUUUACAAAGGAGAGUUAAAAGAUGGCCGUCUUGUAGCAGUGAAGAUGUUGAACAGAUCAAAAGGUGAUGGAGAAGACUUUAUGAACGAAGUCGCUGCCAUUAGUAGAACUUCACAUGUCAACAUUGUCAGCUUGUUGGGAUUUUGUUUCGAGUGUUCAAAAAGAGCUCUCAUCUAUGAAUUCAUGCCUAAUGGAUCUCUUGAGAAGUUCAUAUUUGAUGCAAAUAACCCCCAAAAAGAUCAUCAUUUGGGAUGGGAAGCAUUAUAUGUAAUUUCACUUGGCAUUGCUCGAGGACUGGAGUAUUUACAUCGUGGAUGCAACACAAGAAUUUUGCAUUUUGACAUUAAGCCUCAUAAUAUUCUUCUUGAUGAGAACUUGUCCCCAAAAAUCUCUGAUUUCGGCCUUGCAAAAAUAUGUGACAGAAAAGAGAGUAUUGUUUCAAUGGUGUGCGCAAGAGGUACUGCUGGAUAUAUUGCUCCUGAAGUGUUCUGUAGAAAUUUUGGAGGGGUCUCGCAUAAAUCAGAUGUGUAUAGUUAUGGAAUGAUGCUUUCCGAGAUGGUUGGGGGAAGAAGGAAUAUCAAUACUGAAGUUGAAAAUACUAGUGAGAUAUAUUUUCCUCAUUGGAUUUACAAGCGCCUAGAAUUGGAUGAAGAACUUGGUCUGCAAAGCAUCAUGAAUGAGGAUGACAAAGUAAGAGCGAGGAAGAUGAUAAUAGUGAGCUUAUGGUGCAUACAAACCGACCCUUCAACCCGACCUGCGAUGAAACAAGUCAUAGAAAUGCUGGAAGGGAGUGUUGAUUGUUUGCAGAUACCACCAAAGCCUUACUUGUCUUCUCCUCCAAAUCCCUAGCAGAAUCAGCACAUUCUUCUUCUACUCUGGUAUCACUACAAUAGAACUCUGUAUUUAAUUUACUUGUGUUUCAAGGGAACCUUAAAGGGCUGAUCCAUAGAGAUCAAGGUAAUAUGUG
This is a messenger RNA of Rosa rugosa (rugosa rose), 2053 nucleotides long. Its product is annotated as LEAF RUST 10 DISEASE-RESISTANCE LOCUS RECEPTOR-LIKE PROTEIN KINASE-like 2.1. The transcript is spliced from 3 exons. Gene Ontology annotation, biological process: protein phosphorylation. The record is from RefSeq and is a predicted model, not a curated record. Gene Ontology annotation, molecular function: protein kinase activity; polysaccharide binding; ATP binding. Lineage: Eukaryota; Viridiplantae; Streptophyta; Magnoliopsida; Rosales; Rosaceae. Bases 70 to 1935 code for a protein of 621 amino acids.